AUGGAGCUGGAGGAGUUGGGCAUCCGGGAGGAGUGCGGCGUGUUCGGCUGCAUCGCCUCCGGCGUGUGGCCCACGGAGCUGGACGUGCCCCAUGUGAUCACGCUGGGGCUGGUGGGGCUGCAGCACAGGGGCCAGGAGAGUGCUGGAAUUGUGACAAGUGAUGGAGAGUCAUCCCAAGCAUUCAAAGUGCACAAGGGAAUGGGUCUUAUAAAUCACGUCUUCAACGCAGACAGCCUGAAGAAGCUGUAUGUUUCAAACCUUGGUAUUGGGCACACGAGGUACUCCACCUCGGGAAUUUCUGAGCUGCAGAACUGCCAGCCUUUUGUUGUAGAAACUCUUCAUGGGAAGAUCGCUGUGGCGCACAACGGGGAGCUAACAAAUGCUGUACGACUCAGGAGGAAGCUUAUGCGGCAUGGUGUAGGGCUGUCUACCAGUUCUGACAGUGAACUGAUCACCCAGCUGCUGGCUUUCACGCCUCCUCUAGAAAAUGACGAUACAGCCGACUGGGUAGCAAGAAUAAAAAAUUUAAUGAAUGAAACUCCAACUUCAUAUUCAUUGCUAAUUAUGCAUAAAGACAUAAUCUAUGCAGUACGUGAUCCGUAUGGGAAUCGCCCACUCUGCAUUGGUCGCCUUAUUCCAGUAGGGGACAUGAAUGGAAAAGGAAAAGAUAACAGUGAAACAGAAGGAUGGGUAGUCUCUUCUGAAUCCUGUAGCUUUUUGUCUAUUGGUGCAGAGUACUAUCGUGAGGUCCUUCCUGGAGAGAUCGUGAAAAUAUCCAGGUAUGACGUCCAGACACUGGAUGUUGUACCAAGACCUGAAGGAGAUCCAUCAGCAUUCUGCAUCUUUGAAUAUGUUUAUUUUGCAAGACCAGACAGUAUUUUCGAAGGUCAGAUGGUGUAUUCAGUCAGGAGAAGAUGCGGGCAGCAGCUUGCUAUUGAAGCACCUGUGGAAGCAGACCUGGUCAGCACUGUUCCAGAGUCUGCAACCCCAGCAGCUCUUGGUUAUGCUCAAAAGUGUGGACUACCGUAUGUUGAAGUACUCUGUAAAAAUCGAUACGUGGGAAGAACAUUUAUCCAGCCAAAUAUGAGGUUACGGCAACUUGGUGUUGCAAAGAAGUUUGGUGUUCUGUCUGAUAAUUUUAAAGGCAAGCGAGUUGUUAUCAUUGAUGAUUCAAUUGUGAGGGGAAAUACCAUUUCACCCAUAAUCAAACUACUGAGAGAAUCAGGAGCCAAAGAGGUGCACAUCCGUGUGGCUUCACCUCCCAUAAGAUUUCCUUGUUACAUGGGAAUAAACAUUCCAACUAAAGAAGAACUCAUUGCCAACAGACCUGAAUUUCAUGAUCUUGCAAACUAUAUAGGAGCAGACAGUGUUGUCUAUCUCUCUGUGGAAGGGCUGGUAUCGUCCGUACAAGAAAGCAUCAAAGCAAGACAAGAGAAUGAGAACAGCCUUAAAACCCAGAAAUCGCGUAUGGGAAAGAUUGGUCAUUGCACAGCAUGUCUCACCGGAGAGUAUCCCGUAGAGCUAGAAUGGUGAAUUUUUAGUGGAUGGACACCAGUUCAUCUGUUGUUGAACGUACCUUUUUCAAAGAUGUCUCCUUGCUAAUAGCCUUCUUAUGUUUAGGUGAUACAGAAAGCUUAUUACAGAUAACUAAUUACUGUUACUAAAAUACAUCUUUAUAGUACAGGCUUACAGAAAAUCCAAUGUGCUGAUGAAAACAAUGUUAAGCAGAUUAAAAUACAAAAUCAUAUUGUUUUGAUGCACAGUUGUGCCUUCUAUUUUCUCAUAAAAUAUUAUAAAAACCAAAGGUUUUUUAAGUAUGUAGCAGUCCCAGAGUUUUUUGUUUCAGUCUUGCCCUGGAAGUGAGAUAUCCCUGUUAGACU
Messenger RNA from Gavia stellata (red-throated loon), 1880 nucleotides. RefSeq names its product phosphoribosyl pyrophosphate amidotransferase (gene PPAT). Gene Ontology annotation, biological process: purine nucleotide biosynthetic process; purine nucleobase biosynthetic process. The record is from RefSeq and is a predicted model, not a curated record. Gene Ontology annotation, molecular function: amidophosphoribosyltransferase activity. NCBI's taxonomy places the organism in Eukaryota, Metazoa, Chordata, Aves, Gaviiformes, Gaviidae. Bases 1 to 1533 code for a protein of 510 amino acids. The transcript is spliced from 11 exons.